GUCAUUUUGGCUAUGGAAAGUAUUUUUCUAAACUGGAACAAAAAUAAUUAAUGUGUCAAUCUUUCCUCUUUCAAACAGGAAGCAACAACUUUAUAUGGCUCAUGCCUGACAACAUGCACCACCAGUGGCUGCUGCUAGCUGCAUGCUUUUGGGUGAUAUUCAUGUUCAUGGUUGCUAGCAAAUUUAUCACAUUGACUUUUAAAGACCCAGAUGGCUAUGGUGCCAAGCAAGAGCCAUUGAUACUGACAGCUGUGACAAAAGUGGAGGAGGUACAUGUGCCAGAGGAAAAACAUUGGCCUGAAGAAUUCCAGCCAACUGGAAAAGCUUUUUCUGGAAAUCUGAUCCGCCAACCCCUCGUUCACAUGGAAAGACUUGAGCUUCUCAGGAAUGUCUGCAGAGACGCUGCAUUGAGAAAUCUCUCUCACACUGCAGUUUCCAAAUUCGUCUUGGACCGAAUAUUUGUGUGUGACAAGCACAAGAUCCUGUUUUGUCAGACGCCAAAAGUGGGCAACACUCAGUGGAAAAAAGUCUUGAUCGUUUUAAAUGGAGCAUUUUCUUCCAUAGAAGAGAUCCCAGAAAAUAUUGUACAUGAUCAUGAGAAGAAUGGCCUUCCAAGGUUGUCCUCCUUCAGUGACUCUGAAAUUAAAAAACGACUGAAUUUAUACUUCAAGUUUUUUAUUGUUAGAGAUCCAUUUGAAAGACUUAUUUCUGCAUUUAAAGACAAGUUUGUGCACAAUCCUCGAUUUGAACCUUGGUACCGGCAUGAAAUUGCUCCUGGCAUCAUUCGUAAAUACAGGAAGAAUCGCACAGAGACCAAAGGGCUGCAGUUUGAGGAUUUUGUGCGCUAUCUGGGUGACCCUAAUCACCGAUGGCUGGAUGUUCAGUUUGGUGACCACAUCAUUCAUUGGGUAACGUAUGUGGAACUUUGUGCCCCCUGUGAAAUCACGUAUAGUGUGAUUGGACACCAUGAAACCCUGGAGGAUGAUGCUCCGUAUAUCUUGAAAGCAGCCGGCAUAGACCAUCUGGUAUCGUACCCCACGAUUCCACCAGGCAUAACAGUGUACAACAAAACAAAAGUAGAGCGGUAUUUUUCAGGAGUUAGCAAGAGAGACAUAAGACGUCUCUACGCACGGUUUGAAGGUGAUUUUAAACUCUUUGGUUAUCGGGAGCCAGAUUUCUUGCUUAACUGACACCUAGGAUAAGCUCUGAAGAAUGUGUCAUGGAUGAAUCUAAACCUGCGUGAAUACCAGCUGCAACACUGACAGAGCUGAGAAUGACCAUUUGUUUUCUAGCUUUUUGAUGUUGCUCCAUUUUUCAGUGAAAUAUUUGUCAUAUGAACAAGUAGGGGCUUAUAGUUGUUGUUUACUGACCAUGUUUUCAGUAUGUGACAUUGCAAUCUGUUAGGAAUGAAGUGUCAAUCUGAAAUACAGAAUUCCCCUUCUCCCCUCUUCCUUCCAGGGAAAAUGAGGGAGAACGAAUCGGCUGUGAUCUUCCCCUCCUUCUCCCAGACAUAGUGCCAUUUUUUUAAAUGUUGUAAAGUAUUUAUAAAAAUGGCAAUUUCACUGUAGGUUAACUCUGACACAUGGGUGAACUUGAUGAUUCAUGCUCAUGAGAAAGGCAUGUAGUCUCCCAUGAGCUUUGAAAAUGAGAGGCCCGUGCAGGACUAAAAAUUGAUUAAAUGCUUGACAAAUAAAAUCAUCUAAGUUCUGUCAUGUGGCUGCUAUAAUAACAGUAAUGCUGAUCUAAUCCCAUUCUUGUUUGUCACAAAAUGAACCUAAUUAGACAGAAGCUUUAGAGGUGUUAAAAAAGGCACUGGUUCCAGAGCCCAGUUGUCUUUGUAUUUUUGUCAAGUGUUUACUGUACUUACUACUGAUCUAUUGAGCCUCAUAAUUCUACUUUGGAUUUUCAAGAUAUUAUUUAACUCCUGGCUGUGUAAGUUAUCUGAAAACACCGGAUGCAAAUGGAGCAUAGAAGAAAUAUGAAACUGCCAGGGAAACUUUAAGGAAAGUUAAUUUAAAAUGAAGUAUUAGUUUUAUUUGUGGGAGCACAUAUAGAAACCACGGGAUGCUCUCACACAAUUUAACUUGUUUUGUCUUCUAACAGUUAAGAUUAAUAAAGAAGCCACAAAGGCGGGAUAUCAUAU
Molecule: messenger RNA, 2143 nt
Organism: Haliaeetus leucocephalus (bald eagle)
Lineage: Eukaryota; Metazoa; Chordata; Aves; Accipitriformes; Accipitridae
Gene: CHST10
Product: carbohydrate sulfotransferase 10
Exons: 5
Coding region: 51-1190 (379 amino acids)
Biological process (GO): carbohydrate biosynthetic process; proteoglycan biosynthetic process
Cellular component (GO): membrane
Molecular function (GO): sulfotransferase activity
Source: RefSeq, a predicted model, not a curated record